AUGCAUCUGGAGUUCAUCGACGGCAACACUGCCAUCUCAGCCACCACCCGAAAGCGCAUCCGUAGCCAUGUGGCUCGAGGCAAGAACGCGGGGAGACGCCUCGCACGGCCAUCCCGGCUGAACAAAGCCCAUAUCGAUCCUCCGACUUACUUCCGUAUCCCUGCCCUCCUUCAGGGUCAGAAUACCAAGGAACAUCCAGAGGCUAUGUGCGACAUCGAAAGACCCAUCACGAGCGGUUUAAUCUUCCCGGUGGAGAUGGAGCCACAAACUCGGGACAUCGCACACAAGGACUUCCAUUCAGUCAUCGCCACGUGUCUGUGGAUUGUACCGGGACUCAUAUCCGAGCAGCACAGAGUCACCGAGGCUUCGCGCCAUUUAUUACACACUCUACGCCUCAUCAACGUCCGGCUGGCCGGCGAAAACUCCACCUCGGAUGACACCGUAGCGGCCGUCGUGGGCAUGGUGCACUACGAGCGACACCAGGGGCAGUUCGGACGCGCUCUCAUUCACAUCCGAGGGCUGCGGCAGAUGGUCGACCUGCGUGGCGGGGUUCUAGAGUUGGGAUGUGAGCUGGCAAGGAAGAUAUUUCUGUGUGAUAUUGAAUGUUCAUUCCAGCUGGGCUGUGAGCCUUUGUUCUCUGUUGAAGAGGUUGAUGCUGUGGCUUUUUCAGCAAAUGACUUUGGGUUGAGACCCACUCCAACGACAUCUGGAGCCGUCCCCCAAGGACUAAAUCCAUGUCUAGCCCCGCUGCUACGACAUGGAAUGCAUAUUGCACUUGUUUACAAUACCAUUGACACCGGUAAACGACCGAAGCUUACAUAUUAUUCUCAUUUCGAUCUCGUUCUAUCCUUCGGCUAUCGGCUGUUACAAUUCAGUCCAUUGCAGGGACCGCGGCCAGUUAGUCAUCUAGACGAUGUCAUUCACCUUGGCUUGAUAAUCUUUCUCUGCACUUUCAUUCGACGACUGGAUCGUGGCAUCGCUGACAAUUAUCUACUUGCGAAACGACUUCGGUCUGUCGCUGAGAAAGUGGGAACCGAUCGUGAAACACAGGAAGCACUGCUGUGGGCUCUGCUUGUCGGUACAGCAUCUAUCCUCUCAAGGGAUAUCCCGGAGUGGCUUACGGUAAUGGUUGCAACUCUGAUACAGAGUCUGGGGCUUGCUACCUGGGAAGAUACUCUAUACUUACUUCACCAAUAUCCAUGGGUCAAUGCCCUUCACGAUGAGCCUGCCCGAGGGCUUUGGCAAAAAGUGUCUCCGUCUUCUGAUACAUGA
Molecule: messenger RNA, 1272 nt
Organism: Aspergillus brunneoviolaceus CBS 621.78
Lineage: Eukaryota; Fungi; Ascomycota; Eurotiomycetes; Eurotiales; Aspergillaceae
Exons: 3
Coding region: 1-1272 (423 amino acids)
Source: RefSeq, a predicted model, not a curated record